Cyprinus carpio (common carp) is the source of this 1583-nucleotide messenger RNA. RefSeq names its product progonadoliberin-3. Gene Ontology annotation, cellular component: extracellular region. The record is from RefSeq and is a predicted model, not a curated record. Lineage: Eukaryota; Metazoa; Chordata; Actinopteri; Cypriniformes; Cyprinidae. Gene Ontology annotation, molecular function: hormone activity. Gene Ontology annotation, biological process: multicellular organism development.
UUUGUUGUGUCUAUUCUAUCCUCUACAGUGGACAUGUAUGAAAUUGAUGUCCUGUUUAAUAACAGAAGGUAAUAUUUUGAUUUGAAACCCCAUAACAGUUUCCUGAGAUGUUGAUUUAUGACAAACAAUUUGAAAAUUAGUCAGAUUUAAAUGAUAAUUACAAAAUACUUCCAUAAGGGUGUUACACUUGAUCACUAAAUUAAUGUCAGCCAAUUUUUAAAGACCAAAGAGAGGGAGUGGUCAUGGUGAAACAUCCAAACAUUUAGUAUCUCUGAAAAGCAAUGUGCUCUGUACAGGACAUCCAGACUUAAAACUGUGACAUGGAGCAUCUUAGAAAAAUCGCUAAAAAAUAAUGUCCUCUACAGAGGACAAAACUCCAUAGCUGGUAGUCAGGAGGAUAUAAAUGCAGCCUUGAUAAGCAUAAGAGAGUACACUCAAAAACCAACCCCUAUAAACCCAAACCUUUGAAUGUAUAUACAAAUACAAUUCAUUCCUUAUAGAAUAAUGAUGAAAAUACAGAUAAGCCUACAUUAGAAGCCUGCUUGUUUGGUUGGUUGGUUGGUUGGUUGGUUUAGUCAGUUACUUUCAGAUAAAUAUGGAAAUAUUAUAUCAAAGUUGGACACAUAAAGAAAAGGUUUGUGAGCAAACAAUUACCAAAUGUAAGAGUUAUUUAGUUAGUUAUGGAACAUUAUUUUAUGCAGGUCUAUUUAACCCAGCAAAUACUAGCUUGGCAAUUAGAUGACUCAGUCUUCGUUUGACAAAUCCAUUAUGUCUUUUGGCCUUUAUAUAGCUCAUCUGUUCCCCUGUGUGUUGAUGUGGCUGUUUAAACCAUUUAAACACAUUAUUUAAUUCAUCUCAGGGUUUAAACAGGUCCAUUAGCUGGUUCCCCUGACAGUUAUUUUUCAGUCUUAGAAAUCCAGCCCCAGGUGUGCAUUAGAGCGUACAUUAGAGAGAAACCUGCACCUGUGUUUGCAAGUCUCCUGAUGAUGAAAGAGCAUUACAGCUCCUUUUAGAAGGACUGUAUAAAAGAGACCAAGAACAACACACUUCAUCUUGAGCAAAGACAACAGUUUAAGCAUGGAGUGGAACGGAAGGUUGCUGGUCCAGUUGUUAAUGCUAGUGUGUGUGUUGGAGGUUAGUCUUUGCCAGCACUGGUCAUACGGUUGGCUUCCUGGUGGAAAGAGAAGCGUUGGUGAAGUGGAGGCAACAUUUAGGAUGAUGGAUGCUGGUGAUGCAGUACUAUCCAUUCCUGCAGACUCUCCAAUGGAACAACUUUCACCGAUACACAUAGUGAAUGAAGUGGAUGCUGAAGGUUUGCCUCUGAAAGAACUGAGAUUUCCCAAAAGACGAGGAAGAGUGUAAAAGCAUAAAGGAUGAAGAUAAACCCUUGGAGCCAAUGAGAAUAAAUUAAAAUUUUAUUCCAUGUGAACAGCAUGUUUUAUUGAGUCCUACUGGAAUAUCCUCCUCAUAUGGUUUUAAUAAAUAUAAUGCAGUGGAGGCACAUGUAUACUGUAAAUACCUAGUAUGCCUAGUUUGUUCAAAAUGAAUAUUAAAAAUGCUCAGAGCUGAAGCAAAAGUUGCAC